Molecule: messenger RNA, 807 nt
Organism: Spea bombifrons (plains spadefoot toad)
Lineage: Eukaryota; Metazoa; Chordata; Amphibia; Anura; Pelobatidae
Product: taste receptor type 2 member 40-like
Exons: 2
Coding region: 1-807 (268 amino acids)
Biological process (GO): G protein-coupled receptor signaling pathway; detection of chemical stimulus involved in sensory perception of bitter taste; sensory perception of taste
Cellular component (GO): membrane
Molecular function (GO): G protein-coupled receptor activity; bitter taste receptor activity
Source: RefSeq, a predicted model, not a curated record
AUGGUUUUCCAAGCUGCCAUUUUUUUAACUACUAUGCUCGGAAUUGAAAUUUCCAUUGGAAUAGCCCUAAAUACAUUUAUUUUAAUAACAAGUUUGGGUUUGUGGCUGAAACACCGAAAUUUGAAAACUAUUGACCUAAUCCUCGUAUGUCUUGGAAUGGCUCGAUUUCUUCUACUGAUCAGUGGUGCAGUAGGUGUUUCGUCUGUACUAGUUAUUCAUUGGCUUUAUAGACUAAACGGGUUUCUUAAAAUAUUUUUGGCUUUUGCAGACUUUGCUAACUUCUGCAGCCUCUGGUUUGGAACUUUGCUUUGUGUCUUCUACUGUGUGAAGAUCACGAACUAUAACCACAGGCUCUUCGUCCAGCUGAAGAUGAGCAUCUCCAGAAUGAUUCCCAGGCUCCUGUUGGUAUCUGUCGCUUUUUCUUUUGUGUCUGCUCUGCCAUUUGGAUUGUAUGUGUAUGAAAUGCCCUUCUACAACUCCACAAAUAUUACCGGCGAUGCCAACGAACGACAGGAUAUUUUGGUGGUCAAUUACGUCAAGGGCUCCUUGUUUUACUUAGCAGGAGCGGCGGUACCAUUGACUAUAUUUUGUACCACAAUGUACGUUCUAAUCAGAUCAUUAAAGAGCCACCUUGAUCAUAUGAACACUAUGAAUGCUGGCUUCAGGAACCCUAGGCUUAAUGCCCAUAUAAAUGCUAUUAAAAGUAUGCUGUGUUUCUUGUUCUUUUACCUUAUCUCUUUUAUAAACUGUGCUACUAGUGCGAAUAUAAUGACUGGAAAGCCGACGCUUCUAGUUCACCAAACCUAG